Molecule: messenger RNA, 4467 nt
Organism: Pelodiscus sinensis (Chinese soft-shelled turtle)
Lineage: Eukaryota; Metazoa; Chordata; Testudines; Trionychidae
Gene: C7
Product: complement C7
Biological process (GO): complement activation
Cellular component (GO): membrane attack complex
Molecular function (GO): protein binding
Source: RefSeq, a predicted model, not a curated record
UGGGUCAAGAUUUAAAUUCCUCUGUAUUGCUCAGUCUUUCUGUGAAAGAAAAGCAAACCAGCAAGGCAGAGUCAGAUUCCAGAAGAGAUAGACUCCUCCUGCUGCUGGAUUAUCCCUUAUUCCCAGAGGAGGUACAUUUCUUCCCUGGUAGUUGCUGGAUAUCAGAGCAUGUCUCCUAACAUGCAGGUGUUUGCGUUUUUCCUUCUGGUGGAAAUUACAGGUUUCUUUCCAGGUUUUUCCAGUCCUUCCUCUCCAGUCAAUUGUCAUUGGAAUCCUUAUGGCCCUUGGUCUGAAUGUGAUGGCUGCACUAAGACUCAGAUUCGUAGAAGAACAAUAGCAGUUUAUGGCCAAUAUGGGGGAAACCCAUGUGUUGGGAGUGCCUUUGAAACACGACAAUGUGUUCCUACGAGAGGAUGCCCAACAGAGGAGGGCUGUGGUGAUAGGUUCAGGUGCUUUUCAGGUCAAUGCAUUAGUAAAUCCCUGGUAUGCAAUGGAGACCAGGAUUGUGAGCAAGAUGGUGCUGAUGAGGAUCAGUGUGAAGAGAGCAGACCAGCUUGCGACAUUGAUAAAAUGCCUCCUAAUGCAGAACUUACAGGAGCUGGCUUUGAUGCCAUUACUGGAGAGACAAGGGGAAAAGUUAUACAUACUGCAAGUUUUGGUGGACAGUGCAGAAAGGUGUUUAGUGGUGAUCAGAGAGAAUACUACAGGCUGAGUGAAAGCCUUCUUGCCUACACAUUCCAAGUGAAAAUUCAGAAUGAUUUUAGCUAUGAGUUUUACAACAGUAGUUGGUCUUAUAUGAAAGACACAGAAAGACAGGUAAUCUCAAAAAGUGGCCACCACUAUUCCAAAAAAACACAUGAGGAAAGUAGCAAAAAGAGUAACCAUUUAAUGGUUGUUGAGAAUGAUGUGGAAGUUGCACAAUUCAUUAAUAAUCGCCCAGAAUUUCUAACUCUUACGGAGCCAUUCUGGAAAGAGCUUGCCAACCUUCCAGCUGUCUAUGAAUAUAGUGCAUACCGGAGAUUAAUUGAACAUUUUGGUACUCACUUCCUGCACUCUGGAUCUCUGGGAGGACAUUAUAAAGUUCUCUUUUAUAUGGAUACUGAAAAAAUGAAAACAGAAGAUUUGAGUAUUCUAGACAUGCGCCAAUGUACAACAUCAAGUAAGCGUUUUCUCUUCAUAAAAAAGAAAAAAACCACCUGCACAAAACUGAAUGAGGUGUUAAGAUCAUCUUCAGGAAGCAGUCAUAAUCAGAUUAAAGGUGAUCCCUAUGUAGAGGGAGGAAAUCCAGCAGCGGUUGCUGGCCUUGCUUAUAUAGAUUUGAAUAAUCCUGCUGGAAAUAGUGAAAGAUAUUCCUUCUGGGCUGGAUCAGUGAUAUACUACCCCAAAAUAAUUAAACAAAAGCUAACACCAUUGUAUGAGCUGGUAAAAGAAGUGACCUGUGCCUCUGUUAAAAGGCAUUACCUGAAACUAGCCAUUGAAGAGUAUCUGAGUGAGAAUGAUCCCUGCAAAUGUCGGCCUUGUCAAAAUGGUGGUGAACCUGCCAUAGUAGAAACUGAGUGCCUGUGUUUCUGCAAACCAUAUACGUUUGGAACAGCUUGUGAACUCGGAUAUCUCGUACAAGAUCAGCCAGGAGUAAUUGAUGGAAGGUGGAGUUGCUGGUCCUCUUGGAGUCCUUGCUCAGGAGGAAGAAAGACAAGAAGUCGAACAUGCAAUAAUCCACCACCUAGUGGUGGCGGGUUAUCCUGCAUUGGAGAACAGUUUGAAAGCAGACAAUGUGAGGAUGAGGAGUUGCAGCAUUUUCGUUUGAUUGAACCACACUGCUUUGAUAUGUCCAUAAUCCCCACAGAAUUCUGCUCACCUCCCCCGCUCUUGGAAAAUGGAUUUGUUGAAAAUGCUGAUUCCUCAUAUCCUGUUGGGAAAAGUGUUGUUUACGCCUGCAGAGAUGGUUAUUCUCUUGUUGGUGAUCCUGUUGCUAAAUGUGGGCAAGGUUUAAAGUGGCUCAUUGGGGAUAUGCAAUGCAAGAAAACAGCUUGUGUCUUACCUGUCCUGAUGGAGGGCAUGAGAGGGGAGCCAUGGAAACCUUCUUAUGAGAUUGGAGAGAAGAUAACUCUGUCCUGUCAAGAUGGCAUGCAUUUGGAAGGGGCAGCUCUCAUUCUUUGUGAGCCCAACCUCAAGUGGUCUCCGGAUAUAAAGGAUAUUCAGUGCAAAAGAAGAGUACCCAGUGUGAAACCAGAAUUGACAGAACUUAAAUGUCAGCCAUGGGAGAAAGUGCAGCAGUCAAAAUGUGUAUGUAAAAUGCCUUAUGAGUGUGGACCAUCCCUGGAUGUGUGUGCCACAGAUGAGAGAAACAAGAGAAACACAGCCUUAACAGUGUGUAAGAUGUAUGCUCUUGAGUGUAUGGGCAGAGAAUACUCUUUGACCAGUGAGGAAAACUGCAAAAUGCCUGCUGCAGCUGCAAAACCUUGUGGCUCAUGUCAUUUGUGGGAAACAUGUAAUGCUCAAACCAACAUGUGUGUGUGCCGAGAAGCUGGGCAAUGCGACGAGGGAGGAAUAAGCAUCUGCGUUGAAGUGAAUGGGAAAGCCGCCAGUAGGACUAUGACUGAAUGUGAGGCUGGUCUCCUCAAGUGCCGCGGGAAGACGGUCACCCUUGUCAGCAUAAGGCCCUGUGAUGUACAGAGCAAAUAAGAUGUUUCAUGAUUCAUUUUGCUUCUUGCCAGGGGAUGUCAAAAUGUCACUUGUAGGUUAUAUGAUCUUUUAUGCUGAAAAGUGGCUUUGAGUUUAUUUUUUUCCUUUCUAUGUACAUAAAACCUUAUUCUGUUUAAUGUGUUACACAAAGCCCACUGAAAUCCGUGAGGGUCUUUCCCAGGCGUGCUAUGACAAUUUGUGUCAUGGGGAUGUUGACAGCUGUUAUACCAAACUGGAACCCUGCAUAUAAUGGAAACCACUUCAAGCCGGGGAUUCUGCAGCACCACCUCCCACCCACCACUAAUUCAGGCACCUUUGGUCUUUCAAUUCACUUCAGUAGGAUUUGAAUCAAGUUGAACAUUGACUCUGUAGCUCUAUGGCUCUGACUUGGAAUGGGCAAGUUUGCAUUCCACUUCCUUUGGGUUAAAAUGUUUCCAAAAUUGGCCUUGACCCUUCAUCUUAUUUCCUGCAGGUACAUGGAACAAUUUGUAGACUCAUAGUCUAAAUCAGCAAAUACCGCUGUGCUAUUUAUAAGGGGCGAUUGAUUUAAAUGUCUAAACCAUGUAAAUUCAUUUGAAAACAAAGCACACAAAUGCACACAUACACUGAUUUAGACCAGCUAGGUUCCCUGUGUUGAAACCAGGGGAAAAAAUGGUCCAUUAAUGCAAUAAGAGAUGAGAUAUUUCCUUUUAAUGAAGUAAUUUUGUUCCCAUUUUGCCUUAUUCAAUUAAGCCCACUGAAUGCACAGCACUGUACCUAUCACUGAGCCUGAAGCAUUUAUAAAUCAAAGCAAUGUGCACUAAUAAUGAAGACAGCUUAAAAUAAUGAAAAGAAUUAAUAUCCUGUAGCUUCUUAUGCACAAUUGUGUGUCAUACAAAUAUAACCAUAUUUCACAUCACCCUAACUUUCACUGAGAGCUAAACUUUCAAAUAUAGGCAGCUACAUGCAGGAUAUAGUCGAUGGCUUUGCCAUAAUGGGGUCCCCUAAAUGUGGUGGGGGGAUAGAUAGGAAUGCAUAUCCCUAUCUUGGCACCGGACCAUCUUGCCAAAGAGUACAUAAGCUGCAUGGGGUACUUCUCAAUGGUAUUGCAGAUGCUGGUGGAUCACAAAGGCCAGUUCCCCAACAUCAUGUGGGAUGGUCAAGAAAGGAGCAUGACAUGAGCAAUUUAGGAUCUCUGGUCUCUUCAGAAGGCUGCUUUAUUUCUUCCCAGACUGGAAAAUAACCAUUGGAAGAUGUUGAAAUGUCAAUAGUUAUGCUUGGAGACCCAGCCUACCCCUUGCUUCUGUGGCUCAUGAAGCCAUACUCAGGCAGCCAGGACCACAGUAAGGAGCAGUCCAACUACAGGCUGCACAAGUUCAGAAUGAUGAUGGACUGUGCCUUUGGCCAUUUAAAAGGGAUAAUUUCAGAGUUUAUUAUCUAGGUUAGACCUCAGUGAAAACAACAUUUCCAUUGUUUUGCCUGCUUGCUGUGUGCUCCAUAAUAUGCGUGACAGUAAGGGGGGAAAAGCUUCUGCCAGGGUUGGGAGGGAGGCAGAUUAUAAUCUAUGUAUGAGCACUAUGUAUCAGUAGCCAGACACCAGGGCAAUAAGGAGAGCACACUGAGGGGCACUGUGAAUCAGAGAGGCUUUGAAAACAAGUGUCAUUUUUUUUGACUGUGAUGUCACACUUAUGUAUGUUGCUCUUAAUGUAGUGUCCCCUGAAUUAUAUGUAAUGGCCUGUAGACCACCCACCCCCAAACCACCACAUAGUUAGCACAGAUAAUAAAGAUCCCAUUGUUUUGAAA